AUGGGUAUAGUCCGUAGAUUAUCAGCUGAAGAAGUCAUGAAAGUAGCGAAAGCAAUGUUAAUCCAAAAUUGUGUUGAUCCCUCCUUGCCAAAACAUGUUUUUGGCCUCUCCCACCAAGAAACCACAGAUGUGGAGCUAGCAUGUCUUCUUCUAGCUUCCGCAGAGAAGGUUGCCAAGCAAGAACAUGAUGAAGGGAGCAGAUUGCUAAACCUCUGUGAUUUCUUGUCCUCCAGGACAGGAAGUUCAGUUCAAAGAACCGUUCAUUAUUUUACCAAAGCUCUCCAAGAGAGGAUUGCUAGAGAAGCUGGGAGAAAUGAAGAAGAGGGAUACCGUCAUUCAGAAGAGACAAUGGCGUACGGGAAUCCUACUAUCAUUUCAUGUUUCCUUAACCUUCCCUUUAGCCAAGUUACUCAAUUUGCAGGAAUCCAAACAAUUGUAGAGAGUGUGACUUCCGUGAAAAGGGUCCACUACAUUGACCUUGCAAUCAGAAGUGGUACUCAGUGCAUAGUGUUGAUGCAAGCCCUUGCAACUAGCCAUGAAUGCCCUAUCGAGCUUCUUAAAAUAACUGCGGUUGGAACAUCAUCAAAACAGAAAAUGGAGGAGACAGGGAAAGGACUCGCCCGUUUUGCUGAGGCUUUAAACUUACCCUUUUCAUUCCAAAUAAUUUUGGUGAGAGACAUCCAAGAUCUCAACAAAGAUAUGUUCCAGACACAGGCUGAUGAAGUUGUUGCCAUCUAUUCCCCUGUUCUGCUAAAUCAUAUGAUAAGGAAACCUUCUCGCUUGGAAUCUCUGCUGAAAGUGGUUAGAAAGCUCAACCCAUGUGUCAUGGUGGUGAUCGAAGCAGACACAGAUCACAAUUCACCAAAUUUCUUAGGCCGUUUCAAUGAUGCGCUCUUAUCCUACAGUGCAUAUUUCGAAUGCCUUGAAGUUUGCAUGGAUCGGAGUGAUCCCAAUAGGAUGACAAUGGAAGAUACAUACCUGAGUCGGCAGAUAAGAAACAUUGUUGCGACAGAGGGUGAGGACAGAGUUUUCAGGCGCAUGAAGAUUGAGGCUUGGAGGAACCUUUUCGCAGGAUUUAGUAUGGUCGAACAAGAGCUUAGCAUGUCAUCUUUGUAUCAGGCAGAACUUCUGGUGAAAAGCUUUGCUUGUGGGAGCUCUUGCACGCUUGAUAGGAAUGGAAAAUGCCUGACUAUUGGGUGGAAAGGAAGGUCAUUUCUUUCAGUUUCGGCUUGGAAAUUCCACCAAGAAGAAGCCUAG
This is a messenger RNA of Alnus glutinosa, 1257 nucleotides long. RefSeq names its product DELLA protein RGL2-like. NCBI's taxonomy places the organism in Eukaryota, Viridiplantae, Streptophyta, Magnoliopsida, Fagales, Betulaceae. The transcript has a single exon. Gene Ontology annotation, biological process: regulation of DNA-templated transcription. Bases 1 to 1257 code for a protein of 418 amino acids. Gene Ontology annotation, molecular function: sequence-specific DNA binding; DNA-binding transcription factor activity. Gene Ontology annotation, cellular component: nucleus. The record is from RefSeq and is a predicted model, not a curated record.